This is a messenger RNA of Protobothrops mucrosquamatus (brown spotted pit viper), 699 nucleotides long. Its product is annotated as retinoblastoma-like protein 1. The annotation marks the transcript as partial. NCBI's taxonomy places the organism in Eukaryota, Metazoa, Chordata, Lepidosauria, Squamata, Viperidae. Gene Ontology annotation, biological process: negative regulation of G1/S transition of mitotic cell cycle; regulation of transcription by RNA polymerase II; cell differentiation. Gene Ontology annotation, molecular function: RNA polymerase II transcription regulatory region sequence-specific DNA binding. Gene Ontology annotation, cellular component: chromatin; nucleus; transcription regulator complex. The record is from RefSeq and is a predicted model, not a curated record. The transcript is spliced from 5 exons.
AAAAGAUCUUUUGCACCGUCAACCCCUUUAACUGGUAGGAGUUAUCUAAAAGAGAAGGAAUCAGUAAUUACUCCAGUUGCUUCUGCAACACAGAGUGUGAGCCGGUUACAAAGUAUUGUAACAGGGUUGAAAAAUGCACCAAGUGAACAGCUUGUAGCUAUUUUUGAAUCAUGUAUACGGAAUCCUAUGGAGAAUAUCCUGAAAGGAGUGAAAAAGAUAGGUGAAAUUUUCUGUCAGAAUUAUACUCUAUCAGUCAGUGAUCAACUGGUAUGCCAUUUAGAUUUUGCUCUUCACCGAUUAAAAUUGGCAGAAAUUUUGUAUUAUAAAAGCUUGGAAACAAUAAUGAUACAAGAAAAGCGAAGGCUGCCUGGCAAAGACAUGUCUACCAUUUUAGAACAAGAUAUUUUCCAUUGCUCUUUGCUUGCAUGUUGUUUUGAAAUAGUGCUGUUUGCAUAUCGUUCACCAAGAACUUUUCCCUGGAUCAUUGAUAUUCUUAAUGUCAAGCCAUUCUAUUUCUAUAAGGUGAUUGAAGUAUUGAUCCGUUCAGAAGAAGGUCUCUCAAGAGAUAUGGUAAAACAUCUUAACAGCAUUGAGGAACAGAUACUUGAAAAUCUAGCCUGGAGAGAAGACUCUGUACUUUGGGAUGCCCUUCAAGUCUCAGAAGAUGAGGUUCCUCGCUGUGAAGAAGUAUGCUGUCAA